Rhodofomes roseus is the source of this 2766-nucleotide messenger RNA. Its product is annotated as AAA family ATPase. The coding region runs from base 60 to 2471 and encodes 803 amino acids. The transcript is spliced from 12 exons. Gene Ontology annotation, molecular function: ATP binding; ATP hydrolysis activity. The record is from RefSeq and is a predicted model, not a curated record. Gene Ontology annotation, cellular component: cytoplasm. NCBI's taxonomy places the organism in Eukaryota, Fungi, Basidiomycota, Agaricomycetes, Polyporales, Fomitopsidaceae.
CCCACCUCCAUCUACGAUCGCAUCUCUGCUGCCGUAGGCCCAUCCGUCCUGGGUACAGAAUGACCUCCGUUACGACCAAGACAUUUGUCGUCGGCACGAAUGACGUCUCCGGCCGUACAGCACGACGAAUCGUAAUAAACGCAGAAAUAGUUAAGACAACGAAACUUUGCGCCGGAGAUGCUAUUGCCAUACUCUCAGACGACCCUCAGGUCACUACCUUCGCUGUGGGCGUCGUGUGGCCCUCAACAGACAUAUCACACGACACUAUUCUCAUUUCAAAGUCCCUGCUCCUGACCGCACAUCUGACCCCCGGAGCAAAGGUCCAACUACACCCGCUGACUGGUGGCAGACCGCAUCCGCACCUCCCACAGCUGAAGAGUGCCCAAGCCGCGCGCACGAUUCGCGUGCGCGAAGUCCUUCUCGAAGCAUCUUCUUCCCCUGCCGAUCUGCGACACAAGACGCAGCCCACGCCGCCGAGCCAUGAAAGCAGCCCAGAGAAGCGGCGUGACUGGCUGACGCUCCUGGUCAGAGAGGUACUAGUCGAUCAGAAGUACCUCACGCCCACGCAGAUAGUGGAGCUGUCUUACGAGGGCCGGCGCCGGCGGUUUGCCGUCUCCGCUGUCAACGCGGAAGGCGAAGAUGGCAGGGCGGGCGACCUGACAGAGAGUCUGGCGGUACUGUCCUUAUCAAAGGAGAGAAAACCGCGCCUAUGGACGGUGGACUGGAACGUCACCGUCCGCCUAGAGCGCGACGACGAUAAUGCCGACACAGCAAAAACGGGACUCGGCAAGGGUAUCGAGCGCAAUGUCGACCCCAACGCCUACGCCGCGGUCGGCGGCCUCGACAAACAGAUUGCACAGAUACGCGACCUCAUUGAGAUACCCCUCACGCGGCCAGAGCUCUUCCGCCGCUUCGGGCUGAAACCGCCUAGGGGGAUUCUCCUCCAUGGCCCACCCGGCACAGGCAAGACCCACCUCGCGCGCGCCAUCGCGGCCUCGACACGCGCCUCGCUCCUCACCGUCAACGGCCCCGAGCUCUCGUCCGCCUACCACGGGGAGACGGAGGCGAAGCUACGCGACGUGUUCGCUGAGGCGCGCGAGCGCGCGCCGUGCAUCGUCGUGCUGGACGAGGUGGACGCGCUCUGCCCGAGGCGCGAGGACGGUCCUGGCGGGGAGGUCGAGAAACGCGUCGUCGCGCAGCUACUGACGAUCAUGGACGGGAUGGAGGCGGAGGGGAAGGAGGAGAGGGUUGUCGUGGUCGCUACGACUAACAGACCGAACGCCAUUGACCCUGCUCUACGUAGACCGGGGCGGUUUGACCGCGAGUUCGAGAUCGGCAUCCCUGACGCGGAAGCACGCUUCCACAUCCUCACUGUCCUUCUCUCGAAGACUCCCCACUCAAUCUCGCCAGACAAUCUCCGCGCAGUUGCCGCGAAGGCUCACGGAUACGUCGGCGCGGACCUCAGCGCCGUCGUGCGCGAAGCCGGCACACUCGCCAUCAAACGCUGGCUCGCCUCCUUCCCCUCCUCCACUUCUACCGCCACCGCUCCCUCAGACACCGCCCUACCUGCACCGGAGCUUACCCUCCCCGACCUUGUCAUCGCCCUCCCGACCAUCCGCCCGUCCGCGCUGCGCUCGCUCCUGCUCGACCUCAACCCCGUGCGGUACACCUCUAUCGGUGGGCAGGCGCACACCAUCCAGAAGCUGCGCGAGUGCGUCGAGUGGCCGCUGCUGCACCCGGAGGCGUUCGCGCGGCUCGGGGUGCACCCGCCGCGGGGUGUGCUGCUGUACGGCCCGCCGGGGUGCAGCAAGACGCUGCUCGUGCGCGCGUGUGCGACGGAGAGCGGGGUGAACUUCUUGGCUGUGAAGGGCCCCGAGUUACUGAACAAGUACGUCGGCGAGUCCGAGCGCGCCGUCCGUGAGAUCUUCAGCAAAGCCCGCGGAGCCGCGCCGUCCCUGAUCUUCUUCGAUGAGAUCGAUGCCCUCGCGACCUCCCGCACGUCCUCGGACACCUCUGGCGGCGCGCACGAAGGCGUGCUCACCUCGCUGCUCAACGAGAUGGACGGCGUGCAGGAGCUCGUCGGAGUCACCAUCGUCGCGGCGACGAACCGCCCCGAGGCGCUCGACUCCGCGCUGAUGCGCCCCGGCCGGCUCGACCGCAUCCUCUACGUCGGCCCGCCCGACGCGCAGGGGCGCGAGGAGAUCCUGAGGAUACGCACGGCGAAGAUGAGCGUCGAGUCUGGCAUGGACCAUGCGGUGCUCGCGCAGAUGACUGAGGGAUGCUCUGGCGCGGAACUUGCUGCACUAUGCCAGGAAGCAGCGCUUAACACGAUGAAGAUGGACAUGAACGCGCCCUUCGUCCCUUGCACCGCAUUCAUGGAGGCUGCGAAAGCGAUAAAGCGACAGAUCACACCAGACGUUGUCGCCAAGUACGAACGAUGGAGAGACCAGAGCGCUGUGGGAGAAGCAUAACACGCUGCUCAGGUUCAGCUAGGACUCACCACCACUAGAGCAAAAACAGAGACCGAGUGUGGGAGCUCAAUUGUAUGAGUAGUAAGUUACACCAUGGCUACCUUCGUUCUACGAUAUUGUUUGGGGAUGCGCGUGAUAGCGAUGCGAUUAUGUGUGGUCUACUAUUGAUACAAACUUUGCGUGCGAUGACUGCCAACUUCCAAUUUCCAAUGUCUCCAAUGUUUCAACCGUUACGUCGUGAAUCGUUUCAGACUACAGGGUCUGCGCAACCUAUCAGCAUCCGUCUAGCCCUCUA